Messenger RNA from Penaeus monodon (black tiger shrimp), 11960 nucleotides. Its product is annotated as ral GTPase-activating protein subunit alpha-2-like. The record is from RefSeq and is a predicted model, not a curated record. The coding region runs from base 125 to 6136 and encodes 2003 amino acids. Gene Ontology annotation, molecular function: GTPase activator activity. The transcript is spliced from 39 exons. Gene Ontology annotation, cellular component: nucleus; cytoplasm. Gene Ontology annotation, biological process: regulation of small GTPase mediated signal transduction; positive regulation of GTPase activity. Lineage: Eukaryota; Metazoa; Arthropoda; Malacostraca; Decapoda; Penaeidae.
UCGAGCGAAGUGUUUGUGGAGCUUUGUUGUGGACGGCGAUUAUCGCGUAUUUCGGGUCCUCUCUCAGUUUGGGUGCUUCCUGUGGCUUCCAUGACCCCCCACCGCCUACUAUGAGCAUUGAAACAUGUUCAAGAAGAACGCCACAUCAGGAGACGUCAAGAAAAGCCAAAGCAAAUGCCUGGACGUCAAGCGAGAUACGCCCACCCGCUUGAAGCAUCUGCGGACGGUCCUGGAUAACCAGGAACCUGGGGAAGUGAAAGUUUUUUUAGAAGUAAACUACAGCCCUGUGUUCCAUGUCUUCUACGAGGCUUUCAUCACAUUCGAGGGAAAUCUACGGCAGAAGGGAACUUUUGCUGUACAACGAAGUCACAGGGAAGACCUAGAAUGUUCACUGUAUGUGCUUGAUCGUCUCCUGUGUAUCCUUCCUGAACUAUUUGAGCGAAGAUGGCAGUGCAACGCACUCACACACAUAUUCAAAAAAAUCCUUCAUCCUGGCAACACAGUGCGGUUACGGAGGGAGGCAAUGAGGUUAUUCAUUCUGUGGUACAUGAUCGUUGGGGAUGCAAAGACUCCAGAGAUGGACCGCAUGUUUGCCUCCCUCGUUCCAGGGUUCCCCAUCCCUCCUCCUGCUGCCAUGCCACCAGACUUGGGUUGUGGGGGAAUCACCUGCGUGGAGCCCUCACCGGUCAUUCAGCCUUCCAACACGGAGAAGACCCCUGAUGACCUUACUUCAUACUUCCUCAGGUCGCUCAUGGAUUUUAUGGUCUCCCAGGUCCGGAGGAUUGAGUGGCGAGAUCGCACACAACACACCAAAUCUUUUUCUUACCUGUUUGCAAUGUUUCGUGCCUGGUAUAUGCCACACAUUUUCCCCAGUUUCAAUCCUGAAAAUACACUCUAUAAACCUAACCUGGAACUACCUGAACUGAGGGGCAGUCCUGGUGUGAGUCCGUACGGCACGUGUCAGGUGGCAGUUGUGGAGUGGGUGCGGAAAUUUGUCAUAGCUACCUCACAGCGGAGUGGACAAUCGCUAUCCUCUGUUAGUGAGGAUGAUGGACGUCGCUCUGGCCAUGGAGAUGCACCGGAGGGAAGUACCAGUGACCAGGAUUCAGUCACAUCCGCAUUUUACGUCAGUGAUGAAGGAGGCUCAGGAGAGGAUGGCAUUAUGGUGCGCGACAUUCUCUUCUCCUCUCGAGAGAAUAUCAACUUCAUCCACGAACUCUUUCGCCAAGCACUGUGUCUUAGUUUCCGUUAUGCAGGGGUCAUGAAAACUGUAAUAUUUUCCUACAAAGACUGGAUACAGAUGAAUACUCCAGAAAUGCCCCCCUUCAUGUUGGAGCCUUUGGAAGGAGGUACGAGCCCAAGGGACGAUGCAGCAGGCUCUAUGGAAAACAACAGCCAGAGACGCUUGCGUAAUGAAUCUUACCUUGGGGCUGUCAACAAAGAGAUUCAUAUUCGAGCUGGCCUUCAGAAUGUUCUGCAAGUUUUCAUCACAAGUGCAGCCAACGUGUUCCUCCUCGAGGUGUCACCCGACUACCCACGUCUCUUGGAUGAACAGGUUGAGGUUUGCAAACACGUGCUCAAUAUUUACCGAUACAUGGUCAUGAACACUCGCAUGGAACAGAAAACAUGGGAGCAACUACUGGUGGUGCUACUUCACAUUACCUCCCAGACUCUCUGUGGUCGACCCGCCACCCACAAGGAGGACUCUCUGGGUGGAAGGUUUGCCUCAGCACUGUUUCAGACCCUCAUUGUUUCGUGGAUUAAGGCCAACCUGAGUGUGGUAAUCUCAGGCGAUCUCUGGGACCAGCUCCUCCUCACUCUCUCUUCCCUUACCCAUUGGGAUGAGCUUGUCAAGGAGUGGGCUAAAACAUUAGACACACUAACUAGGGUGCUUGCCCGCCAUGUCUACGGCUUGGAGCUCAAUAACCUCCCUUUAGAGCGAGUGACAGAGCGCCGGAUGAUCAAGCGAGGCACCAAGUUAACAGGAUUAGAUUCCGUAAGAAGCAGUUUUGCCCGAAGCUGGAGUAGUGUGCGCAUGGAACGACAAGUUAGUGCUGCGGAAGGACAUACCAGUGCAGCUCCCGCACUUUCUCAUCUGCAGGAGGAAGCCCAUACAGACCACUCUGCUUCACAUAGUGGGAGCGAGCGCAGCCCAUUCAGCCGAAAGAGAAGGAGCAGUUCUGGGGGAGGAUCUCUCAAAGCUGGAGCGGGUGGUAGUGGUGGCAGCCCCAAACUCUCCCCUCACCAUCCCUCGAGCGAUCACUCUCACCAUCACCACCAUCACGAUCACCAUCCUCAUCCUCACCAUCACCACCAUGGGCUAGCCAGGAGGCUGACACGCUCCCUUUCAGAGUCUAACCUCUUCGUCAGGAGGAGGUCAGGCAGAGGUCGGUCGCACGGAGACUGUGACGGCCACAUGACCAGCCAUGGAUUCCUGCACGGCACCAGAUCCAAAUCACUAGAGACGCUCUCGCAUGGCUAUGGUGACGAUGACUCUCGAACGCCUUCCCCGUCACCGUCGUCUGGGGUGGAGUCGUCUUCAAUGAAGGACUCUCCGAUGCAGAUUGAAUUGGGGGGAGACACCGCCAGUAUAGAUACACUGGAAGGAGGCUUGUCAUCGGAACAGCGCUCAGUCAUGUCGGGUGGGACGGUUCGAGGGUGGCUUCCAGAUGUUGCUGUUGUCUUGUGGAGAAGAGUGCUGGGGCUUCUUGGUGACCCUAAUGAUGUUGCAUCUCCACUCAUCCAUGCACAGAUAUUCAAAUACCUCUCUGAACUUACGGAUACUUUGGUCAAGUUGCGAAAUAAUCAAAGCAUUUCAGUUGACAACCAAAGCAGCCCAGAGCCUCCAGAACUAAUACCUCCAAUUUUGCUAGUCGCCCCUUGGUGCUUCAGGGCUUUAACACUGCCACCUCCUUUUCAUCGAGGCAAAACACUAGCCUACCGGUUGUUGUGUGUGAUGAUGGUACGCAAGCACGAUAUCCCACCACCAAAAGACAUUCUUACACAUUUUUAUAGAGUUCUUCACCAGGGUUUAGUUGGUCAAGAUCAGGAAAUAAUCAACACAUUAGUAGCAGAAUGUGGCCCACACUUCUUCUCCCUGGGAUUGCCAGGUGCUACCAUGCUCACUCUGGAUUUCAUUUUUGCUACUAACACUGUCAUAACUGCUCCUGAUUCCAAAGUUCAGUCACCGCGUCUAGAGGCCUUAAGUCUCCUUGGAUCUUUGCUGCCGCUCUCAUCGCUUUACCCGUCCAUGCCAGUCCUUCAGCCUUCUGCCACGGAUCUUGCUCUUAUGAACUGCUCAGAUGUUAAGGAUCACUUGGUGAACGUGUUACUGAAAAGCGGGAAGAAGGACAGCUGGUGGCGCACCAGGUCACUGGCCUUGUGCACCCUAGCCCUUUACCUCUACCAUGAGCUGGCCAAUCAGACUUUCCACACGAAGGUCAAUGAGGCUGUAAAUGUCCUCCUUGCGUCCUUGAAGCAAGCAGUACCUUCAACGCACCCAACUAAGCAUCUGGCCCAGAGUGCUGAGAUUGGACGCUUGGUGGGUCAGAUAGCAGCUGAUUUACUCCUGCUCAUGUGUGACCAUGCGGAAGCUCUCCUCACGCACUAUCCAGAUGUACCAGUUAGAAUUAUUCAGGUACUCUGUCAGACACUAGGAGCUAUUGGAACUGACAACAGCCUCACUGUCAGUACUGAUGGAAAACACCUUGUGCUUUCAUGCCUCUUUUGCCUGGCGGAGUGGGUCAUGCGCAUGCCUCAACAAGUACUUAUUCAACCUAUGCAAGACAAACAUACUUUACUUCAACAUGUAUUCAAGGUGCUUCACGUUAUUACCAGUGGUAAAAAGAGCAAUCAUAUAAAAUCACCCAACAUAGAAAUUGUGGAUUUUGAAAGCCAUGUCCGGGAAGAUUUGGGCAGGAGUGGGAGCGUGGAUUCCUCAACCUGGGGAGACUCCCUCAAGAGGUCCUCUUUCCCUGCCUCAUGCACUUCUACUAUAAAACUAGCUGCAAGAUCGAUCACAAGUCACAUCAUGAACCACUUAUGGCAUUUCCCCCUGGGUGUGGGAGCACAAAGGCUUUCCUCAUUGGUGGUCGAAGGAGACGACGUCCCCGGUCUUUCUGGAGAUGAAUUAUCAUCUGAGGUGUUCCUUUCACCGCACAUUCAGCUUUUUGCCCUCAAUCAGUCGUGUCUGUUGUCUCUGGUACAGCUUCCAGCUCUGCAGGUUCCAGGAGGGGCAGCCACUGCAGGAUUCAAGACACCAAAUUCAGAGGUGAGACUCAUCCUGCGGGAUCUCUCUGGAAAGUUCUCAUGGGAUGCUACCCUUCUCUAUGCCCCGCCAAGUGAGUGCAUAGCCGACCCAGCCAUUCAUGUCCACCACCAACAGAUGAAGCAGUCGCAGCAGUUACAAGCACAAGCACAGCAGCAACCGAGCAUGUCUCCUGGAGCCACAACUGGACCCCCUCCACCACUACCUGGUUACACAGGUUUAGGAGUUCAGUUCAGUUCGGCAAGCAGCUUGGAGCACCACACCGGCAGCCGCGAUGAUAUCAUGUCUUCCUCAUUUGUUGUGACAUCCCCCCCAAGGCACACCCUUAGGCACCGACCACCGGGGAUUUUGCCAACACACGAAGAUUCGGCCGAGGAUCUGGACAACUUGGAUGAUCUGUUGAAUUAUGUGGGUCAUACAAGCCCAGAGGUGCUGGAGCAGUUUGGCCAUGCAUUGAAUGAAGCUGUAGGUCCUCCUCCAACGCUUCCCAUCGAGUCUCAGCAUGAUGCUAUUUCAACCAUCCUCAACCAGCGCAAUGUGGAGAAUGAAUUCUUCUGCAGACACUCUUCUGAUAUGAACAUGGUAUGUCCAGAAGUCCGUUGUCCAACCCCUGUGGAGUCGCGUUCUGUGUUCCAGCAAGGGAGGCUUAUCUUCGACCAGUUGGGAUUGGCAUCGUGGGAGAAGCGAAAAUCCAUUCACACGCUGAAGAAGAAUGACAAGUUACUGCGUGAGCUGAAGAACCUGGAUAACCAGAAAUGCCGAGAAACCCACAAACUGGCUGUCAUAUAUGUAGCAGAAGGGCAGGAAGACAAAAUGUCAAUCCUUAGUAACAGUGGUGGAUCUGCUGGCUUUGAGGAAUUUGUUGGAGGACUUGGCUGGGAAGUAGAGUUAGCCACGCACACAGGAUUUAUGGGUGGACUGCAGCGAAAUGGCUCAACAGGAGAGACUGCUCCUUACUAUGCUACGUCACUGACUGAGGUCAUCUUCCAUGUAUCAACCCGAAUGCCUUCGUACUCAGAGCAAAGCAUGUUGCAAAAGACUCGCCACCUUGGCAAUGAUGAGGUACACAUCGUUUGGUCAGAGCACACGCGAGACUACAGAAGAGGCAUCAUUCCUACAGAGUUUUGCGAUGUCCUUAUUGUGAUUUACCCACUGCCAAACCAGCUCUACAGGAUACAGAUUUCAACAAAGCCAGAUGUUCCCUUUUUUGGCCCAUUAUUUGAUGGAGCUAUGGUAGCUCACAAGGUCUUGCCAGGCCUAGUGCGCAGCACAGCAAUCAAUGCCUCAAGAGCCAAACGCAGUAGAUUGGCACUUUACCAGAACUUCUAUGAAGAACGAGCAAGGGCUCUUGACACCAUCAUCGAACAGUAUAGUGAACCCACAACCUUUGAGGCCUUUAUAUCCUCUGUCUACUGCCCAGUCUUCCCCGCGACAUUCACUUCAGGCCCAACUCGCGCCUCAGGGACUUCUUUCUCAUCGCGGGUGUUUGACUCAUCCAUGGGUGGCUUCGGCGGUGGCUCAGGUGUGUCGGGACUAGCGGCAGCCCUCCUGGAUGACCCGCAGUUACCCCCAGGGCCCCCCCAGAGACCUCCACUGACCAGGCCCACCAGCUAUUCCACUGGGGAGCAGCACCACCUUCGAGAGAAAGCAAGGAGUGUCCUCCUGAUGGACCACAUAAGCAGCAAUGAUGACGGGACGGGUUCGUCGCCCCGCGGCAACAAGAAGCUCUCCUUCAAGACCCCUCGCAAGGUGUCCUCGGCGGUGACCUCGGCUGGAGCGGCCGCAGCUGCCACCACACCCCCCGAGAGCCCCAUGCCCCCACCCCGGAGGCCCAAGGAUGGAAUGCAUCACGUUAAUCUCAAGAAAUAGUUUUUUUUUUCUUUUUCUUUUUCUUUUUCUUAUCUUCUGUGAAGGUAGUUUUUGAUCGUUGUUUCUUUUAGUCGUCUUGUUGUCUUUGUCUUGGUCGUCACUUACCCCCCCCCCCCCCCUUUUUUUUUUUCAUUUGCUGCAGGCAAUAGAGAGCACUUUUUUAUACAAUCGCAAUUUGAAUGAAAUUUAUUGGUCGUCAGCACUCUUGUAUGUUCUAAGUUCUGAUUGCCAAAGGAAAAUUGUUAAACACGGUGGUGACGACAAAUUUAUUGUUAAUGACCACAUUCAGAAAAUUAAUGUGAUUUCAAAAUGCUAAAAGUGACCAAGUAUGACAAAUUGCAGGUUAUUGCUCAGUGGAAGUUGGUCUGUGCUUACAAAUAAUUUCAUACAACUGCAAGCAAUUCUUUCACCUCAAGUCUUGUGAGAUGUUUCACAUAAGAACACUUUGUGAAAGGGAAAUAAAAAAUGUAUAUGCAGGUGAAGUGACUGAUAUAUAAACAUUCUUAUAAUAUUAUGGAUAAUAUUUACUUUGACAGAAUAUUCUGAAUUAUUCUCUACCUAGAUAGCUUAAGAUAACUGAUGCAUCUAAUUUAUUGUGUGUGUACUAUUGCAGUACAGUGCUGAAACCUAUAUGGAAAGGUAAAGGAAAGCAGAAAGUUACGACUGUUAAUUGCAAGCAAAAUGGUUUCGUCUUGCUGUGACUGGCAAGAUUCUCUGUAGUUGAAUGUUGAAAUGCUAAUGUUCAUGGCAUACACUUAUUAAUUUUCUUUGUGAAAAGUAUUUUUGAAUAGAGGAAGGGAUGAUAGAUAAUCUUCAAUCUUUAUUUCUUUUGAUUAACUUGCUUUCUUUGUCUUGAAUUAAUUUAAGUUGAUCCAGCAUGGGGAGAAGAGGUCUUUAGUACUGAUGUAGAUUUUUUUCUUAUCUAGUUCUUAUAUAGUUUGUUAGUUUGAAUUAUACUGCUGUGGAUGCAAAAAAUUCAACUGCAUGAUGUACAGAUAAAAGUAACCAUGACUUGAGAUGUAUAAUUAAUUUUUUUAAAGGAAAUUUGUAAACAUUUUGCCACAUAUCUUUAUAUUUGAGGCAAUUUGAAAAGGAAAUGAUGUUUACAGUAUCUUUGUAAGAAGGUUUAGGGUUGGACAGAAUAUAAGAGGUGUGUUUACCAUGAGGAUUACCAUUUCACUCAAAACUUACUAAAUGCCAAGAAAGAAAAAAGAAAAGUAUAUAAGUAGGUCACAUAUUUGCUAAUGGUAGAUUUAAAACCUAAACUUGACAGUAGGUGGACUUCUUGGUACCAAGAAACGGAAAGGAGGGUAGUUGCAGAAGUUGCUGUGUUUUUAGUAGGUAUGAAAGGGUUUAAAAUUUGAAGAAGAAAAAAAGGAGCUUUUGAUUGCAAGUUUCCCUCUUGGUCACAUGCAAGAAGCACAAGGUCUGUGAAUAUAGAAUGCCUUAUUUUUACACAGUGAAGGUAAUGUAGGUAAAAAAAAAAAAAAAAGGGAAUUUGUAAUUAGAAGGGGCUUUCAAAUAAAUGGUCUUGAGUUUGCUAUUGCUGACCAAAGCUUUAGUUCUGAAUGGCUAUGAGGAAUACAUGAUUGGUUCUUAACUUGAUUAGACUUGGAAUAUGUUUGAUAAAUGAUAUUGAUAUGAAUAUUCAUUGUUUUUUUUUUUUGUUUUUUUUUUUUCCAACAGACUUUGUACUGUGAUAAAUGUAUUCCUAUAUUGUUGUGCUGGAAAACAAAAUAAUCCAAUCCACUGCAUUUACUAAUGCAUACUCAGUGUUAGUGAUUUAACAGACUGAAGUCAUUUGGUCUGUUCAGAGAGAGGUUUUCAAGCUGUAACACAUGUGGUGAGUCUGCUUCAGGUGUUCUUGAUAAUGACUGUUAUAUAGAAUUGUUGGCUCAAGAACAUGCACCCAUGUACUCACACAGACACACAUGCAAGUAGACACUUGUAUGCAGAUACACAUUCUUGCAGAUAGACACUUGCUUGUAGAUAGGCACAUAUAUAAAUAGACACACCCACACAUACCGACACACACACAUGCAGACAGAGAAAUAAACAGACAAAUGAACACAGUAACUCACUCAUGUUAUGCUAUAAGAGGUUUGUGAUGAAACAAGAAUUUCUCUACAUUUGGUUACUAUUUAUAAAAUUGAUAUCAAAUUGCACUAGCAAGACUAACUGUAAACUAUGGUUAUUAAUUGUUUUUGAAUGAAAAAAAAAGAGAUUAUAUAUAUAUUUUUCAUCAUUGGUGUUCUGUAUGUACAUUUUAUCAAUAGUAAGGAAAAAGGAUUCCUGUGUAGCAUGCCAAAUUAAGGUGCAAAAGAUGUUAGAUAUUAAUGAUGAUAUCUAUGGACCUGACAAAGCACGAGUCAUAUCUGUUAAGGCUUGGGACUGUGAAUAGCAAAUUAUUAGUCAGGUAGAAAAUCAUGCCAAUUCUUGCACAUUAUAAGAUAACAGGAAUAGAUGUUCACGGAUAUAGAUAAGUGGAGGUAAGUCUGGUUGCAGGAAAGUACUAUAUAUUAUUAAUGUGGAUUAAAGUAUUCCUGUAACCGGAUGAUUAUGAUUACAUUUCAAUUUACUCUCAGCUUUCACAGUGAAUUUAUGGAUGCUCACUGUCUUCUCUUCAUCUUCGUGAGAUGAAAUGUGAUGCCUUACACAUCAUUUCUUCCAUGCAUAACUUGUAUAAAAUUUUAUUUGUGAAUAUACAAUGUAAACAGACAACAGCAGUGUUCAUUUAUGGAAAACUUAAUAGUAAAUGUUUCAAGUGGCUUGGAACCUGUCCACCUCUUUUGAGUAUCAUUGUUAGUAUUCAAAUAAAAAAAAAGAAAUCUUGGCAUGUGUUGUGAAAGGCUAACUAACACUCUUAAGGAUAUACUUUUGUUAUGAUUUAGUGGUCCUUGUACUGCUAAACUACUACUGCUACUGUUCAGUCUUGCAAGAUUGAAGAUAUAAACACAACCAAAGAUUUGUUGUCAUUUAAGGAACACAGAUCUGCUCCAAGGAAAUGUUUUGAUUGUUUUGGGAGAAAUUGCUUGCUUUGUAAGAUUUGCUUUGUGUCCAAGGGUUUGUGUAUGUAAGUUGAAUUAUUAUGAAUACAGCAAUUUACUCUUGCCUAUAGCAUUGAUUAGUAAAUUUUUGUACUUAGGGAAUGCCAACAUUUUUUUUCUUGUGGUGUAUCUGUAGAGGAUUGCAGUAUAAGUUGUAUAUUGUUCAUAACCACCGGCUUUUGUGGAUUACUGAGAAGCACAAAACUACAAUUUUCUGAUCCCCUGUGCUGUCAAAUUCCAGCGAAAGAUAUUUGCAAUUAGUGUGUUACCACCUGUGACAGAGUUCCUAGUUGUGUGGUGUACUAGUAAGAGGUUUGCCAGUGACAAGGAGUGAAAACUUGAACUUGACACUUGAUGCAGCCUAUCCGUGAUCACUAAUAAUUUGGUUUUAGUACACCAGCAGCCUAGUGGUUCUGUAGUGGUCCUGUUAAGGCUGUUGAGGCCGGCUUUCAUUCGCUGUUAAUCAUUGAUAUGGCAGGAUUGGUAAAUAUAACAUUUAGGUUAUUACAUAAGGAGUACUUAAUUUAUCAAUUUAUUUUCUUUGAUUAUUACUAUUAUUUCUAGGAAUGUUGAUAACUGUAGUUCAAAUAAUACUUCCACAGUCUCCAUAUUGGUUCCAGCGUCUGAGAUCAUCCUACUUUUACGCACCAAUCAUCACAAGAAUCAAAAGUUACCUGAAUUAUUUCUACGAGUGAUGGUUAAAGCUUUUUUUUUUAUUAUUAUUUUUUUAAUAGUUAUCUGUUGUUGUUUUCCUUUCAUAUUAUUCUCUUUUCUUGAUGUAUAUACGGUACUUACCUCUGAAAUCACUUACGUAUUUUAAGAAAUGAAUCGAUGGUUGUUAGAUGGAUGUUUUCACGUAGGUUAUUUUUAUUUAUUUUAUUUUUUUAUAUAUACAUUUUUUGGGGGGUAAUUAGUUCGGAUUAAUUUAACCUUCUUAUGAUAUAGGAUCGUGAAUCUUCUGUCAGGCUGAGAGUUUGUUUUGCUCGUCUUUAAAGUACAUUAUUCUUCAUGUGAUUUAGUGGGACAAUCCCCUUCGACAAAUCCUGAUGAUUGUUCUUUUGUAAUUCUCCUUACGAGACGUGUUUUCAACAUGGAUUCCAGUUAUAGAGAUAGAUAUUUUCAGCUUUAAGUUUCUGGUUUUAGGAGAUUUUAGUGUUAAUUUAAUGUGAUUAAUCCUAAUAAGUAUUUCUACCAGUGUUUAUUAGCUAUUAUUUUAUAUUUUAUUUUUGAUUUAAGUUUUUCUAAUGUGAAAUCAUUUGCAUACUGUGGCACAAAUUGCACAAAACAUUACAUUUGUGUCACUAGUUUGAGCAGUUUAUUUUAUUAUUGUUAUCUCUUUUGUGGUUGUAUUUAAAUUUUUUUGUUUUUUCAUUUUAUUUUUUUACUCUUCCUUUACGUUUAAUUAGGUGUUUAACAGGAAACUUGAUAGAAAAUCUUGUAUAUCUUCAAUACUCUGUGAUACUAUUCCUUCCUCAGAUUAAAAAAAACAAAAAACAAAAACAAAAAAAAAAGAUGUGUUUAGAGCUACGACUAGUAAAAAAAAAAAAAAAAAAAAAAAAAAAAAAAAAAAAAUUUAUGAAUCCUUAAGAAAAGAAAAGGAAAAAAAGAAAGCAUUUCCGGAUUUUCUUUCUUCUGCGCAGAAAAGAGAAGUUGUGGGAGUUUUACCUUUUCUUUCUUUUCUUUUUAAUAGGGGACCAGAUUCUGCUGUGUCUUGUGUGUGAAACGACUCUAAGAAGAAAGUGGAUUUCUCUCAACUUUGUCGCUUCCUUCAGAGCGGCAAAGACUGAUUUGUGUUCUUUUUCGGAAAGGGAACUGUUUGUAUUUAAGAGAUGGCAUGCGUUAAUUCUUCUUUUUUACUCGUUUUAGUGAUUUUGGAAGUGGUACAUAAAAUAAAAGUUAUGUAGUAAAUUUGAAUAUCAAAAUCUGUGAAGGCCCCGACUUCCUUAGCAGUAUUAUACACAAAGACUGAACAGCAGUUUAGCGUUACUUUUCAGAUACUGGUCAUUAUGUUGCCAAUAACAGCUUCAGAGUGUAAAGACUGGCAUAGGGCUUAGUGCUUAUGCAAUAUCUAUCCAUUUUGCCUAGCUGUUCUUGCAGUAUAUUCAGCAUUUUCUUCUGAUUGCGGUGGAUGUUAUUAUUAUUUGAUGUCGCAUUUGAAGUGAAAAUUGCCCACUGUGAUUAAUUACCUAUUUAAGUAAUAUAUAUAUAUUUUUUUGGUAUCAUGAAUUUGCAUAUAGUAAAUGCGUUGAAGCUUACCUUAUAUAUAUUUCUUCUCAGGAGGAUGCUUUAUGUUAAACGAAUAAAGGCGAGCUGCUAAUAUGAGGUUGAUGUGGAGUAUGGGUGGCAGUGAAAAGGAAUAUUAGGUCUGUUAGCAAUCCAAAAUUUCUCCUUGACUGCCAAUAUAUUGUAUGUCAAGGAAGUUUGAAAUGUGAACUUAUAUUGUUUAAGAUGCAAGAAUUGUGAUUUGUUUUAAAGGUUCGUGAAGAAGAGUGAUCAUGAUUGUGUUGGACUUGGCAAGUUGAAUGUUUAUCUAAUUAUAUAUAUUUUUUUUUUUUCCAUUAUUGUUGGCAGGAAUUGUUGAUGAAUAUUUUAUAUUUCUGUAUCAUUAAGGGAAUUAAUUAGAACCCCACUUGACCCAGAAAAAAUGCUGAAUAUUUUACCAGAAAUCACAAACCAUUCCAUCUUCCCUAUGCUACCUUGUACAUGUUGUACAUAGGAGUUUCUGUACAUCUUAACUAUUAUGUAUAUACAUAUAUAAGAAUAAAAUUAUAGUUCUA